AUGUCAGGCGUAGAUAAACGUGUACCAAUUACUAUCGUUUCAGGUUUCAAAUCUAACGGUAAAUCUGAAGCUGUUGCAAACAUUCUCAAAAGCGGUUCAGAUUUGAAGACUGUCGUACUUACACAGGAUGUACAAAAAAUUAAGGAUUUAGCAGACGCUAAUGCUGUACAACUCGCAGAAGAUGACUGCAUUCAACUCAAAGAUGGAUGUGUAUGCUGCAGCCUCCGUUCUGAACUUAUGGGCCAAGUAUACGAUCUCGCAAAGUCUGAAAAAUACGGAUACAUCAUCGUAGAAGCAUCAGAUGCAGCAGACCCAGAAGAACUCGCUGAAACAUUCUCUGCUGAAAUGGAAGAUGACGAAGAAGACGAUGAAGAAGCAGAUGAAGAAGGUUUAGAAAUCGACGAGCACGACCGUAUUGCUUCCGAGAAAGUAAAGCAAAUCAUGAAGGAAGGUGGUCUUAACAAAUUUGUCAAGGUCGAUUCAGCUGUUACUAUCGUCAACGCUGAAACAGUAUUGAGCGACUUCCACUCCACUGAGUUCGUCGGUGAUGGCUCUAAGAAGGACGACGAGGAAGAUGAAGAAGAAGAAUCUACCCUCACAGAUGCGCUCAUCGCCCAAAUCGAAUUUGCAGACGCCAUUUACCUCAACAACGCUUCAAAGGCUAGCGCAGAAGUUAAGCAACAAGCUCACGGUGUCAUCAAGGCUCUCAACAAGCGCGCUAAAGUUAUUGAAAUUGAUAACUCAGCUAUCGAAGCUAAGGAUGUUAUCAACGCUGGUUUGUUCACCCCAGUAGAAUCAUUCAACCCAGAAUGGUUAAGAGCAGUCAAGAACUCCGCAGGUGGUGACUCAUACGCUAACAACAACGGUAUUGAAUCAUUCGUCUACAGACGUAGAGUACCAUUCCACCCAGCACGUCUCGCCAAAUUGUUCAAGGAGUCAUUCCACUUCAUCCAACAAUCUGAAGCUCAAGAUGAUGAAUGGGAAGACCAAGAAGAAGACGCUGAAGAAGAUGAAGGAAAGGGUAAAGGCAAGGCUGUCGCUGAAGCAGAAGAAGAAGCACCACUUGAUGAAAUCACAACUGAGAACCUCGUCGAUGCAUCAUCAAGAAAGCAAAAGGGUGUAUUCGCUUCCCUCCUCAGAGCUAAGGGUAGCUUUUGGAUUGCUUCAAGAGUCGCCGUCGGUGGUGCUCUCCAAUCUUCUGGCCCUGUAUUGAGCGCAGCUUCAGGUGAAAUGUGGUACUCAAAGAUCCCAGAAGAGGACCUCGCUCAAGUUACUCCAGAUGAGCAAAAGUAUGUCAGAGAAGUUGUCUUUGACGGUAAAUUCGGUGACAGACGUCAAGAGAUCUUUAUCGUUGGUGGACCAAACUUCAACAGAAAGGAGAUCGAACAAACUCUUGAUGCGGCUUUAUUGACAGACGAUGAGUUCAAGACCUACACUUCAAUCUUCGACAAAGAAUUGGGUGUCUUGGAGAAGGAUGAGGAACUCGCAAAGGCAUUCGAAGGUGACUCUGAGUUUGUCCAAUGGGCUGACGACCUUAUCAUGGCUCUUCUCGACGAAGAAGAAGAGGAUGACAACUAA
Wallemia mellicola CBS 633.66 is the source of this 1578-nucleotide messenger RNA. RefSeq lists its product as hypothetical. The record is from RefSeq and is a predicted model, not a curated record. Lineage: Eukaryota; Fungi; Basidiomycota; Wallemiomycetes; Wallemiales; Wallemiaceae. The transcript has 2 exons. Bases 1 to 1578 code for a protein of 525 amino acids.